GUGAUGUCUGGUGCUCACCAAUCCACAUGGUCCAUUGAGACUAGAUUGGAAGGACAACAGAUGGGAGAGUAUUUUGGAGCUUGUGUCACUUCUGUCGAUGUGAACAUUGACGGAGUGGAUGACCUGGUGUUGGUAGGAGCUCCACAACACAGCUUACAACAUUUGUCAACCAUAGACACCGGGGAACAGGGAAUUCUCUAUGUCUACAGGAAUGUUAAAGAGGGAAGACUGGAACUGACAUCAAUGGUCAUCACAGGCUCUUCAGCAGCUGGUGCUAGGUUUGCUUCAUCCGUCUCAGUCAUCGGAGACCUCAACAAAGAUGGCUAUAAUGAUGUAGCAGUAGGGGCACCUUACGAAGGAGUAGGUGCAGUCUAUAUCUACUUGGGAGGAAGACAUGGCCUAAACAGCAACUACGCUCAACGAAUCUCUGCUUCAGAUAUCAGAAGCGAUCUAAGAGGCUUUGGUUUCUCAUUGGCUUCCGGCAUUGACAUAGAUGGGAAUUCCUUCACAGAUCUAGCUGUUGGCAGUUAUGACUCUGCCAACGCAGUCAUAAUCAGGAGCUAUCCUGUCAUUGAAAUGGAGGCCUACCUAAGACCAGCUGUGAGUAAUUUGGAUGUCAACGCCAACAAUAUAACCAUCACAGCCUGUUUGGAGUAUACUAUAAAUACAAACUCUGAUCUGAUGAAUUAUGUUGAUGCAACAGCAAUUUUAAAGGCAGACCCAACACUGAAACGAGCAUUUUUUGAAUUGGGGGACCAUCUGAAGGAAACACAUAUUCGCCUUCAGAAAGACGUCACCCAUUGCUGGGAUAACUAUGUUAUACUCAAGGGAAAUCUCCUACAAAAGAUGCAACCAGUAGAAUUUUCAUUGAACUACAAAGUUGCUGACAAACCAAGUAUGAAAAAUGAGAAAAGAUUUUGCAAGCUGUGUCCUGUCACUGACCCCCUCAAGCCGACUUCUGUCCAUGUCAAAAUUCCAUUUGCUAACGGUUGCGGAGGGAAGAGUAUGUGCUUAGCGGAUUUAAGGGUGCUGGCUGAAUCUUCCACCGAAGGCCAAGCCAUUGUUUUGGGUCAAGACAAAACUAUCACAGUGGAAGUCAACAUAAUCAACAUGAAAGAACCGGCCUACCUUGUCAGAAUGUCUUUAAGCCUGCCCAAGUCAACAAGUUUGGUAAAGAUACCACAAAGAUGCUAUCAAGAAGAAGAUGAAUCCUUGGAUGACCCAGAGAUAGACCAGAUUGUUUGUGGUUUUGGAAACAUCCUAGAAACUGAUCAACUAAUUCCAGUCUCUAGAAGGACAACAAAGUUUGAAAUCGACGUAAGCAGUGUUGGUUUGGAAACCUCAAUGUUAGUUUUCAACAUAACCACUUGGAGCGCUAGUGAGGAACAAAUGCCAGCUGAUAACACUAAAAUCAUCACAGUUCCUGUCAAAUUGGUUGGUGAGAUGGAAAUAUCCGGAAAUACAAUGCAAAAACAUUUGGUCCUUUCUUCUAAAAAUGAAACAUUACCUUCAGUAAUAUCCAUUGUGCACAAGUAUCAGGUAACGAAUUUUGGUCCAAGCCCCGUUGGAGAGCUGAUGAUAAGUUCAAGUCUGCCUUUUGGUUUAUUAGUUGAUGAAUCUUUCGGAAUGAUAAUUUUUGGAGAAAACAUCAACCCUCAGCUCACAAUCAAAGGCCACACAGUGAGGUGUAGUGUCGACUACAGCACUUUGAACCUAGUUGAGAACCAAUCAAGACGUAAGCGGGAAGUAGCGGCACUAGAGUCAAACGAAGUGGAGUCUUAUCUUACUAAGAAUAUUUUCCACUUGAACUGCACGGAGGCUGGUUUGAAAACAGCUGCGUGCGCUUUGGUGACUUGUAGAACAGGACUGCUCAACUUUGGGGACACUGCGGAGAUGAAACUGCAGUUUAACAUCAACAGGACCAUGAUAGAUCUGAUUCAGCAACAGGAUGUGAUACAGAUUUCCUCAUCAGCUUCGGUGAAAAUACCUGAUGAAUAUGACAUUUACUUUGGCAAAAGGUUAAGAAUGGCUAGUGUAGCUACUGUGCUGGUGGGCAACUUUGAGGAAACUAUAUCUCCCUUAGUUCUUAUAGUUUCCGCUCUUCUAGGAUUGCUCUUGCUGGCACUUCUUGUCACAAUACUUUCUAAGACUGGCUUCUUCCAUCGAAAGUACAGAGAAGACAUGAAAACUAUGAAAACUAGAGAUGUAACCACGGAAUUUGCCUACCAGGCGUUUCUUCCAGAGUUUGAAAAUAACAUUUUCUAUUAGUAUAUAGAGAUAGAUCUAGAUAUAAGAACAUUGUGAUAUUUAUAAUUUAAGUUAAUAUUUUAAUUCCUGAAGUUGUUGUGUAUUGUAUAUUAAGUAUUAACAUUAAUAAUGCUAUUUUGUGUGUAUUAGCCUAUUAGGCCUAUUUAUCUAGAAUUGUUGCAAAUGUUUUAAGAUUGACUAUUUAUGGAAGUGCUAGGGCUAUAGAAAUAUACUUUGUAUAUACUAAGGAAUAAUGAAUGUACAUUUUAUCAGAUUAUUGUAAAAGGAACCUAAAAUAUUCUUUUGGAGUAUUUAUUUUGGUUUUGUUUUAGAUGUGUAAAAUGUGUAAUUUUACCUGCA
Messenger RNA from Macrosteles quadrilineatus (aster leafhopper), 2607 nucleotides. RefSeq names its product integrin alpha-PS5-like. Gene Ontology annotation, molecular function: integrin binding. The transcript is spliced from 16 exons. Gene Ontology annotation, biological process: cell-matrix adhesion; integrin-mediated signaling pathway; cell adhesion mediated by integrin. The record is from RefSeq and is a predicted model, not a curated record. Gene Ontology annotation, cellular component: external side of plasma membrane; integrin complex. Bases 4 to 2268 code for a protein of 754 amino acids. NCBI's taxonomy places the organism in Eukaryota, Metazoa, Arthropoda, Insecta, Hemiptera, Cicadellidae.